Cicer arietinum (chickpea) is the source of this 2200-nucleotide messenger RNA. The record is from RefSeq and is a predicted model, not a curated record. NCBI's taxonomy places the organism in Eukaryota, Viridiplantae, Streptophyta, Magnoliopsida, Fabales, Fabaceae.
AUAGUAUAUUACAUAACUAACUAAUCACUCUGUUAGUAGUUGGUUGUAUUGAAUAUUCGUUCAUAUGGUGUAGCCAAAUGGUGCUUCUACUCUCUUCAAUCAACACUCACACUCACACUCACACUAUCCCACUCACUUUCACCUUCAAACCCCACCGUCACCCUCGCCACCCCUCUUGUUUCCUCCAAACCAUCAACGCCAACCCUAACUCCGAUUCCGAUGACGACCCCCGCAACAACUUCACCACUCUCACCCUCACUUCCACCCGCGCCCUCGCCUCCGCCAUUCGUAAAGUCUCCACCUCACCCGUUGAGUUCACUCAGCGACUCGAGAAACAUCGCUCAACCGGACUCGUUCUUCCUAGCCCUGACUUCCAUACACUCUGCCUUCAACAGCUUCAGCUUUUUCGCAGAAUCGUCCCCGAAGCUCUCCUCUCGGUGUAUGUUAGACCGGCAGGUAGUUAUGUGAUGGAUCGAUUGGAGCUGCGGAGGGUUGCAUUGUACCCUGGAGGAGAUGAUGAGUCAGAGGCAGAAGGCAUUCUCAUUCUUGUCGGUCAUUUUAAUGUUCCAGCCGGCUUGCGAGCCGCCGAGACUGCUCUUUCCGAAUUGCAAGUUAAGGUUGUCCCUGAAUGUAAGGCUGUAGUUCUUCCCAUGGUUAAACACCCAUUUGUUGUUGGUUUCUUGGUUGCUGAGCUUCCACUGGUGGAGCUCGAAACUUGUGAGAAGGCUCAAAGUGAUAGGUCCGAUAAUCAUGUAUCUGCGGAGGAAGUUUAUUCACUUUCUCCAUUUUUGGAUUUGGAUAAGAAGUCUUGGGAAGUUCAGAGGCUUCGGGUCAAGGAUGAGCCGGUUGGUAUGCGCAACUUCACGUCCGAUCAAAGAUCAAAUGCUAUCGACAUUUCACAGUCUCUGGCUAUGGCAUAUGUUAUGGAUCAGAAAGCAAUGUUACUUCAGCAAUCAACAUGGCAAAAUAAUGUCAGGAUGAGUAAUCUGGUUGAGCAAAUCCGUGGUCCACUUUCAAGUAUUCAAACCUUGAGUAAAAUUCUAUCUACACAAACAAAGAAAAGCCAGAUUUCAUAUGACAUUGUUGAGGAUAUCUUGAUGCUAGGUGAUCGUCUGAGUGAUGUUCUCCAACAACUCCAAGAUGCUGUUUAUUUGACAAAAGCUAAUAUUAUGCGCUACAAUGAAGAAGCAAUCAAGAAAAUGAAUGGUUCUAAUCACAUACUUGCUGAGUCAGAAAAAACUCAAUUGCUAGAUAGUUCCUCAAGGGAUGGCUCUGCAAAUAAAAUGAAUGAAACUGGUGUUGAGCCAUUUUCUCUUAGCACUACUGCCCAGGAUAUAGAGAUGCCCCUACCACCUUUAGCUCUCGCUCCACAACGACACGGAAUCAGACCGUGCAAUGUUUCUGAAGUAUUGGCAGACUUGGUUGAUACAAUCAGACCUCUUGCUCAGAAUCAAAAACGUGUAAUAGAACUAAAUCAAUUCUCAUCACCUUUGCUAGCUGCUGUAGAAGAACCUGCUUUGCGCCAGGCUUUCAGCAACCUUAUUGAAGGUGCUUUACUGCGUACACGUGUUGGAGGAAAGGUUGGAAUUGUGUCUACUGCUGCACCAGCUGGCGGUUCCCUCGUACUUAUUGAUGAUGAUGGGCCUGAUAUGCACUAUAUGACGCAAAUGCAUUCACUCGCACCGUAUGGACAAGAACUCUUAGCUGAAGAUAUGGUUGAAGACAAUAUGACAUGGAACUUUGUUGCUGGGCUUACUAUUGCUCGUGAGAUACUGGAGAGUUAUGGUUGUGUUGUGCGCAUUAUAUCACCUCGGAUCAAAGAUGCUCCGCUUGGAACUGGGGGAACUCUUAUAGAACUUUGGCUUCCUAUGGAAGUUGUUAAAUCUGAUGUAUAGAGCAUGAGUUUGAAGUUACGUGAAAGAUAAAUUGAUACACUCCCAAACAGUUCCACCUCACAGCACCUGAGAGUUGAGAAACUGGCCAGAAUAAGAAUGUAUGGUAAAUAUUACUAAUUCCUUCUUUAUCAUUGCUGAAGAUAUGUAUCCAGUUCUGUAUAUAGCUCGUAAGAUUUUUUGGUGCAUAGUCAAUUUUAUGAUAUUGUUGAUAAUAUCACGUAAUGUAAACAAUGGAAAUUUUUUUUGAAGAAAUGUAAACAAUGUAUUACAAUCAUAUAAAAAGGUACGCGGUUUAUGAGUCUGUA